AUGGAAAACUUAAAAAACAUUUCUCCAAUUGAUGGGAGAUAUAAACAUAGUUGUAAAGAAAUUGCCGAAUAUUUCUCAGAAUAUGCUUUAAUAAAAUAUAGGAUAUAUGCAGAAAUACAAUGGCUUGUUUUUUUGAAUGAAAAAGGUUUUUUUUUUAAACAGUUAAGUGUACAAGCAAUUGACGAGUUACAAAAAAUAGCAAAUAUAAAUGACGAAGAUGCAUUAAGAUUAAAACAAAUUGAAAAAGAAACAAAUCAUGAUGUUAAAGCAGUAGAAUAUUUUAUUAAAGAAAAAAUAAGUCAAAAUAAUGGUGAACUUGUUAAUAUAAAAGAGUAUGUACAUUAUUUAUGUACUAGUGAAGAUAUAAAUAAUAUAGCAUAUGGUAUAUGCAUAAAAUCGUGUUUAAAUAAUAUAAUAAUACCUCAUAUAGAACAAAUAAUGAAUCGAUUAAAAGAGUUAGCAUCUGAAUACAGUCAUGUUGCUAUAUUAUCGAGAACCCAUGGUCAACCUGCAUCUGCAACAACCUUUGGAAAAGAAAUGGCUAACUAUUUUGAUAGAUUAAAAAGACAUGUAUCUACAUUAAAAAACAUAAAAAUAUAUGGAAAAUUUAAUGGUGCAGUUGGCAAUUUUAAUGCUCAUAAAAUAGCUAAUAAUAAUAUUGAUUGGGUUAAUAAUAUAAAAUAUUUUGUAGAAAAAUAUUUUCAUAUUAAUUAUAGUUUAUAUUGUACACAAAUACAAGACCAUGAUUAUAUAUGUGAAAUUUCAGAUGCAUUAGGAAGAAUUAAUUCCACACUUUUAGAUUUAUCAAUAGAUAUAUGGUUAUAUAUAUCAAAUAAUUUAUUAAAAUUAAAACAUAUAAAAAAUGAAAUAGGAAGCAGUACUAUGCCUCAUAAAAUAAACCCAAUUGAUUUUGAAAACGCUGAAGGAAAUUUACAUCUAGCUAAUGCACUUUUUAAAGCAUUCAGUGCAAAACUUCCUAUAAGUAGAUUACAAAGAGAUUUAUCCGAUUCAACAGUUUUACGAAAUAUUGGGACUUCAUAUGCAUAUUCCCUUAUUUCUUAUAAAUCGAUUUUAAAAGGUUUAGGAAAAAUUGAUAUUAAUGAAAAAGCAGCAUAUCAAGAGUUAAAUAAUAAUUGGAGUACUUUAGCUGAGCCUGUUCAAAUUGUUUUAAAAAACUAUAAUUUUCCAAAUGCUUAUGAAGAAUUAAAAAACUUUACACGUGGAAAAACUAUUGAUAAAGAACUAAUGCAGCAAUAUAUUAAAACAAAAUCUCAAUUCAUACCCCCAAAUUCUAUGAAUCAAUUGUUAGAUCUUAGCCCUAAUACAUAUAUAGGAUAUGCUGAUUAUUUAGCUAGUAAUGUUGAUAAAAUAUAA
Molecule: messenger RNA, 1374 nt
Organism: Plasmodium berghei ANKA
Lineage: Eukaryota; Apicomplexa; Aconoidasida; Haemosporida; Plasmodiidae
Product: adenylosuccinate lyase, putative
Exons: 1
Coding region: 1-1374 (457 amino acids)
Biological process (GO): IMP biosynthetic process
Molecular function (GO): N6-(1,2-dicarboxyethyl)AMP AMP-lyase (fumarate-forming) activity
Source: RefSeq, a predicted model, not a curated record